AUCGGGCGGGUUCGGAUUGGAUAGUGAGAAAUCCAUGCCCACCCAUUACCCGUAAUAUUCGGGUUCGGGUUUUACCCGUACCCACAAAAAUUCCUUCGGGUUCGGGUUUUACCCUACCCGAUUAGGUCGGAUUCGGGUGGAUAUCCAUGGUUACGGAUAUUUUUGCCAUCCCUAAUUGAAAUGCAGAUGCCAUUUCGUCGGAUGCAGAACUUUGAACUUUCCCUUCCUUCCUUCAACGCCAUGGAAGCCAUCGGGAACUGCUUUCCUCUCCGCCGUAUUUGAGCAGCUGAUCGAGAAGCUAAACUCCCGAGCUUCCCUGAGUUUCAUUAGCGAAGAUCAAGUGGUCGAGAACUACGAAUAUAAUUCGAUGUGAAUUCAAGUUUCGGAUCCAAGACCUUGCUGUUUAUGUUUCGACUCCAUGAAUCCUCUUACACACAAAGGGAAAACGGUAGAUAUUUUUGUAGAAUGAAAUAAUGUACAGGGCAUGUUCAAACUAUUACAGCACCCUAAGGUUUCUCUGUAUAGAUGAAAUCUCUUAGCACUCUAACUAAGCAAAACCAUUGCAGGGAGAAAAACGGCCAAACUAAAAGGAAGCCAGUGCACAAGGUGGGAAUGUACGGAUAGACUCGAAGAAAUGGAGAAGAAGAGCCAUUAACAUAUACAAUACAGUGUUUUCUUUCUGUUUUUCGGCUUGCCUUAUGAGGAUGGGUUGUUACUUGUAACGCAAGCGAUCCUUUCUUUCCCAACUGCAAGCUUUUCAUUCUUCUUUGUUUGGUACUCGGUCGCGAGUUUGCCAAGCUGACGAGUAUGUGGAAAUGGCCGACCCUGUCAAGCUCAGUGAAUGUGUAGCGAUGCCUAUGCUCUUCUUUGUCACCAGCCAGAUGGUCCAGAAGAAUCCGAUCCAACCUGAACGAAAAGGGAACACCAAGAUAGGCAAGUCAAAAACCAAAUCAGACGGCAAAAGGAAUCCAGGCACAAGGGGGAACUAAAGAAAGUAUUGGGUUUUAUGUGGUAUUAUCCUUCCUCAUUUUUUCAUGUCAAGCACAAUGAUAAUGCCAAAUCAGGGUCAUCCCAGCCUCUCGAAUCUCGAUGGAGGAAAUCAUUCGAAUGAAGCCUGGAUUAGUACUUACAAAACAAAAAUUGAUGGUUGGUCCGAUCCUUUGUGAAAAAACAGGUAUUUUUAUGCAGGAACACCACCAGCACAGUGUAAAGGUGAACUAUGACAGCCAGAGUACUCUGGUUAAGCCAGUCUAGAUCAUACGAUGAUUUAGAAGAGUAACUGGGUUCACACACUGAAGAAGAGAAUUGAUUCAUAAAAGAUCCACUUCACUAGUCUGUAACACAUCCAACUAAGUAAUAAGUCUGGUAGAAGAACGGUCUCGCCAUCAUCUUGACAUUAUUAUCAUGUGUUAGCAGUAGCACAAGCAAGAGAGGGUUUGACUUUAGCUAUGCAUUCAAAGGCAUAUUGGUUUAUAUAGAUGUAUCAUGAAACGAAGAAGUUUGAUAAUAAUCCACUCACCUGUAGCGACCGCGACAGCGAUGAUUGCUGAGAUCGUUGCAGUGGAAAUGGCGAAUAUCGCGAUCGAUAACGCCCCAAUGUAUAUAGCAGCCAGACAGGCGAAGAAGAGAGCCAAGAAGCCUCCUGCAGCAGCCAACGACAUGAGAAGAGAGAUGACAAUGGCGUUGAUGGUGGCUGCCAGGAAGAACAGCAUGAAGACCAGUAUCCCCGUCAUGGCAAGAAGAGCAAUUGUCCCAACCUGUUACAGUUCCAGAACUUGAAUUAGUAAAAGCAAACAAUUGAGCAAUUCUUGGUACAAACUGAGGGCACAAAAAUUGACCGGAAGAAUGCAAAUGAAGCCAAGCAAUCCAU
This is a messenger RNA of Linum trigynum, 1870 nucleotides long. NCBI's taxonomy places the organism in Eukaryota, Viridiplantae, Streptophyta, Magnoliopsida, Malpighiales, Linaceae. The record is from the annotation of a GenBank genome assembly.